GUUUCUCGCUAGGAACCUUAAAUCUUGUUACAGGUUUAUGUGGCCCUGCUCUCUUCUGUUUGCCCUACUUCCUCAUGUAGGAUGAGGGAGGCCCAGUUUGGACUUGACAUAAAACUUUAGUGUUACAUUUGCUCCUCCCUCCUGUCUCCUCUUCCAGCGCAGCCACAAGGAGAUUGGAAACUUCCACUUUUAAACUAACCAGAGUUCCCUGUUACAUUUGAACUUGGGGGGGGGGCUGGUUAGUUUAAACUCUGGUUUGUUCAAACAAGCCAGGGACAUAAAAUAAUGAUUUGACCCUGGCUUGUUUGAGCAAACCAGAGUUUAAACUAAGUGUGAGGACCCUGUGACCCUCUAGAUGUUGUUUGAUUCGAUUCCUAUCAGCCCCAACUAGCAUGGCCAGUGGUCAGGAAUAAUGGGAGUUGUAGUCCAACAAUAUUUGGACCAUGGACUCCUCACCCAGGGUUUAAAUUAAUUGGCGUUUGCCAAGUUCAGACAUGUUUAGGGAAGUUUUUAAUGUUUGAUGUUAAUCAUGUUUUUAAUAUUCUGUUGGGAGCCGCCCAGAAUGGUUGGAGAGGUCUGGCCAGAUGAGUGGGGUAUAAGUAAUAAAUUAUUUAUUUAUUAUGAGCUUUACUUAGCUUUUAAGUGGAAACUGAUGCUUCUGAUCUUAUUGUAACCUUGAAUGAAGAGGAGACACGUCUGUGCCAGCCCAAUACUUUCUUCUGCUUGUUCUUAAAGCACUAGAGUAGGGAGUUUGAGGCCCUCUUGUCAUUUUGGACAACUCCCAUCAGUCCCAGCUAGCAUGACCAAUAGUCAGGGAUUAUGGGAGUUGUACAGCAACAUCUGGAGGGCAACAAGUUCCCCAUCCCAUGUUAUGGUGGCACAUCUGAUGCAGGUGGAAAGAGAUUCUGAGAUGACAUUUAAGUACCCAACACCAGAGGACAUUUGAGGGCAGCUUCACAUUUAUGCAGCUAACACAAGUUCUUCAAAUGCACCAGUGGUGGUAAUAAUAAUAAUAAUAAUAAUAAUAAUAAUAAUAAUAAUAAUAUAAGUAUUAUUUAUUCAAGGUGCACCAGUGGUAGUUUAUGCAACAAAUCCAAAUGUGAAUGAAAAAGAUGAUUGUCUGUAACCAGAUUUGUAUACAGGAAUUUGAAGAUGUAUGUAUUUUACCUACAUUGAUGGGGUGGUUGCAGGAAGACAUCUGUGUGGCACUUCUCUAGAUUCAGGAAUUGUAUUUACCACAUAAGGAGCGGAGCCAUUCUGAUUGAGUUAUAAAACAUGGCAGCAAAAUUUUGGCAGUUUUUUUUUUAUCCUGUUUGCAACAACACCAGUGAGCCAGGAUUGGCUGUAAUACCUCGUGGUGUGUGCACUUACUGUGUUAAAACUAGGACUGCUGUUUCUGUAAUGUGUGAAUAGAUAUUUGUUGAUGCUUGUGAGAUUCCACGUUCCUCCUUGAUCUUUGGGGCUGGGAUUUCUCUUUUUGUGAUACACAAGCUAGCCAACUGUUGCUUAUUGCCUGGUUCCUGCUGCCUCCCAGUUGUGUGUUGAGUGGGGUCGAGACCCCAAUAGCCUAGUAAGGGAUGUUUACAUGAUGUCCUGGCGUAGAUCUGCCUCGGACACCCCCAGCCCAAUCUGCUGUGCAUGGAGCUUUUAGUCCUGAUCCCUGCUUGGGAAUUAUCAUCUGCAAUUAAUAUCCAUUUGGAUAAUUGCUGUACAGCAGCUGCCAUGUGGGUGGGUAGUGGAUUUGGGGUGAUGAAUUAGUACGAAUGUUUGUUUAGGAAUCACUAGUGCCUCAAUGGGUUUCGACCUGAUCUUGAGGAGAGGGCUGCAUAAGCAAAUCAAUGCUUAGUGACUAGAACUCAUUCUUCCAAACCUAACUAGCAACUUCCUUCUGCAGAAACAGUCUCCAGAGCAUGCGCAGAGCAAUCACCUUGCAUCCCUCCCUACUGGGGCUAAAAGGGAUUCCUAUCUCAGCCUGGAAAUAUGCUAGCUCUCAGUUUUGCAGAUCCAAGCAUGGUCAAUCAAAAACUUUGGACCAAGCUUCUUCAUUUUUUAAGGACUUAAUGGGAUUUGAAGGGUUACAAGUUGCCUCCUACAUCGUAUUCAAAGCACCUUGCAGACUUUGUCCCAGUAAUUUGUGCAGGAAUCUUGUUAUACAAUUGCAUGUUAUUGUGGUGGCUUAUGCAGACAAUAACAAGUGCCCUGCAGUAACACGGCAGCAAAGCCAUCUUCAGCCCAGAAGAGAAUAAAUAGCAAUCCAACCUAAUUCUGUGGGUGUUGCCUUGGGGUAGUUCCUCCCUAUCUUGCUCAGUGCUUCUUUCAACAGCUUCAAGAGCCUCCCAGUGAAAAUGGAGGUCUUCCCUCCAUUUCCUUGUUGCACAUCUGUAGCAAUCCUCAACUAGACCUUAUGUAUCUCCCAUGGCCCACGUUGUCCGUUCCUCCUGGAGACAGGCAACAGCUAGUUGCUGCUUUACAGUUACACAACUGGCCCCUAAUGCUGGUUAAAACCUUGUAAGCAACUGCUGUCCAAAGCUGUUUCAAAAGUGGCUUCAGAGUUUUUCCAUUGCUUGAAAUAAAACCUCAUUUCCUAAUUACUGGACUGGCUCCAAAUAACUCCUAACCCCAUCUGCUCUCUGUCAGCUAGAGGGGGGGGGAGCUAAGGUGAACACCUCUCAAUCACAGCAGGCAUCUGAAUGAAUCCAAAGCAUCUGUGUCCAUUUUGCUAAAGCAGGUAUGCUGAACCCUGCCUAUAGUACCAGGACACUGGGUUUGAUCUGUCUUGCCCGCUGUCAUUGGUAUCACAGCUCCCUUUAAAAAACAGCUACUGGGCCAUGAAGAAAGGAGCAGUCGGGGAGCACUUGCACCACUCUGAAUUAGCUCACUAGUCUGUUGUGAUUGCUCACACCACAGUCCCAAGGGACUUUUGAACCCACUGUUAAGUCGACAUGCGAUAAUUCAUGAAAACAAUGUUUCCUCUGGAUCAUAGUUAUUGAAUGCCGGCAAGAAAAACCAAAGUACAAGCUAGCCUAUGCCUGACUGCUGUAUUUUGAUGGUUCUAAAUCCUGUGUUCGGCAGUUGGGGGAGAUGCACUGAAGGCAUAUGUUUGCUUCAUAUGCAUUCAGUACAAACCAGAUAUUCUGUGGGGAAGAAAUAGAUCUAGCAAAUUGGAUCCAUUUUACUUGCACCUGCAUUGUGGCUGUUGGGGCCCUUGCAGUUUUUCACUAAGGGCAAGCUUGCUGUUCUCUCCCACUUAAAAAAAAAAUAUCCCAGUUGAGUUCCCCGGUCUUGAGGUUGCACUCCCUCAAAUGCCACUGUCGCCCUAAAGCAGGUGUUCUCCUGACAUUCUAAAGCUGAGUAUGUAGCGCUUGAACUCCCCCCCCCACACACACACAUCUUUUGGCUGACACCGCCCUCCUUCAGUGCAAGAGGCGUUUCCAACUCAAGUUAUUCUCUGUUGCAAUAGGGGAAUUCUUUCAUACUUUCCUUUUAAAGGCCAUUGAAGACCAGUUUUUCUCUCUGUAUCGAUCUGUUCCUUUCAUUUUCUUACCACCGUUCCCUAGAGGAGUCAGGUGCCAUAGAAACCUUCUUUGGCUAAGUUGGUAAAUGCACUGGUGCUAGUGCUAACAAGGCUCCAGGGGCCACGAAACUCCAUCGGCCCUGCAUCUGAUAGCGCAAGGAAAUGGAGAUAGCAGAGAGAGAGGAUGGUCUACAAGCAGUAGAUGUGAGCAUCUCAGGUAAGCGAGAAGAACAAAUGGGCAGGCGAUGUGUGUAUGUGACGACGUUAGAAUUUCUCCAUCAGGUUUAGGAAGGCAAACUAGUUCUGGUGUACCUUUUCCCACUCAUAAAAUACAUCACACACCCAAAAGGAAGGAAAUGGCAAAGACUAUAAGUAUCUGUAGGAAAAUGCUUUCUCUUUUAAGGGAAGGGACUAUAUAUAGCUCAGUCAGUGGUAAAGUAUGUGCUUUCCAUGCCAAAGGUCCAAAUGGCGUCUCCAUUUGAAAGAGGCUUCUCUGCUGGAAAGCUGCUGCCUGCCAGAACGGGUAGUGCAGGCUAGAUGGACAAAUAGUUUCUCAUCUGCUAUAAGGCAACUUCCUCAGUUCCUACAGAUGAAUAUGUUGCUGAUAAUGUCAAGGUUGCAGAUAAGAUGGUGGAAAUGCGAUGUCACACUUAGCUUGGUGCUACUAGGUACAGUUCCUUGAUUUCCCUUCUUUUCACAUUACCUCUCAUAUUUACCUGUUCUGUAUCAUGUCUACAAGUAAAAAACAUCAUGUCUGCUGUUCCCAUCUUAUGGCUGUUUUCUGUCUGUUCCCAGGCUUUCCUCACCAACUUCCUCUAGCAAUUACCUGUUCUUUAUAAUGCAAAAAAUUACAUGCUCACACAAAUAUGUUUCAGUUACCUUAAAAGUGCAAAAUCCUCUCUGGUGUGAUUUUAAUAAUAGCUUAUGUUUUCUCAAACACAACAUAAAAAGAUUCUUCGACAGCAAUAUUACUGCAUUUAGCGGAUGUUAGAAAGCUAUCAGUAAAGAACACAUUUUUUUACAUUGACUUCUUACACAAUACAGCCAUGAAAAAUGUGUUCAGGGUGUAUCUUGACUAAUAUGAUAUACUUUUGACUAAGAGCAUCUGUACAGACAGAAAAGAGAGUUCAACUUUUUACUAAGAUGAUGGUGGUGAUAAAUUCUUUAUACCCCGCCCAUCUGGCUGGGUUUUGUUAGCCACUUGAGUCUUUUGCAAAGACCAAAAUGUAGAAUACAGUAUAAAGAUUUUCAUAAACAAAUGCAGAUUGUGUGGUGUUUUGAUUUGUUUUAUAGACAGUUCCUGUGCGUGCAUCCAUUUGCAACCAGGUAAGAUCCUAAAGAAAUAUUUUAUUAGCUGGCUAAGUGAUCCAAGCUUUGCUAAAAGAUCUAAUGGAUCAAUUCCCUGCAGGAAUUUUAAAUUACAGGCUGAAUUUUGACAUCACAGAACGUUCUGAAUUGGACCUGGGUUUAGCUACUCCCUGGGAUAUAAAUGACCAACCUUUUGGGGCCAAUGAGCACUUCUGGAAUAUUGAGAAAAUGCCAUGGGUGCCAAUCGCAAAAUAGCUGUGGCGUAAUGCACAUCCAAAAGAGCAGUAAAAGAAAAAGAAUGGUGCAGGCAUCUCCACAACUACCAGCUGCCCCAUCAGUCGGGUGGGGGAGAACACCUGCAUCAGGCAUCCCCAAACUGCAGCCCUCCAGAUGUUUUGGCCUACAACUCCCAUGAUCCCUAGCUAACAGGACCAGUGGUCAGGGAUGAUGGGAAUUGUAGUCCAAAACAUCGGGAGGGCCGAAGUUUGGGGGUGCCUGACCUAAAACUACCACUGCACUUGUUCACAGAGAGAGCUUCUUUUGAUGUCUCCUCUGCUCAAAACAGAUGGGACUGAGUAUCAAAUCCUGGCUUAAGCAUAUCUCAUCCCAGACCAUCACUGCAACAUCGUAUCAUCAAAGUGGGAACAUGUCUGCCCAGGUGGUGAAGAAGAAGAGUCUUGGAAAUGUUAAGUGUCCACGGAAGUUCUUCCUGUGCUCUCUCAGGGCUCUGUCCAUGCCUGGCCGCCAGUACCAAGCCUUGCCUAGUGUCUUUCUUGGUGACUAUGAUGCCAGCACCCGCUACACCAGCACCAAGAAUACCAAGAUGCCUCAUUCAUCGGGUUCCCCAGAACAAGAAGGAUUCUUCAGUCUGCUGACCCAUGUACAGGGAGGGCGCAUGGAUGAGCAACGAUGCAACAUUCAGAUUGUUCACAACAAGAGUGGCUCAGACACUGAAAAGAAGAACACCCCCAGCCCACCCCCAGAGAUGGACAACUUCAUGGAUAUGCUGGCGCAUACGCAGAGCCGGAGGAUGGACGAUCAGCGGGUCAGCUUCAACUACCUCCCAGGCUUCCAAAACACUGACCGUAAUGCCAGCAACAAACCGGCCACUGGGGCCACCAAGCCCAUCAAGCCUACUUGGUUCUAUCUACCGGCCAGACCUGCAUAAACAAACACAAGGUUCUGCAACACUCACUAUCUGUAAAUCAGUCAUAUUGUGCUUCUGAUCUUUGAGGGCUGGGGUCAGCAAACAUGUCCCACUAGCAGAAGCCUGUGCAAUGGGAAUUUCCCUCUCCCCCUAUGCACUCCAAAAUUAUUGGAGGGUCCAGGGGAACCUCCAAAACAGCAUGCAGGUGGAGGAGAGGGAACAUGGUUCCAUCAGGCUAGCAGUAGUCCUUGCAUGGACGGAGCAAUCUCCUCAGCGCUCUGUUGAAUUCCUCCAUAAAGAAGAUGUCCCUCCAUACAUAUCCGCACAAUGUCUUUUCCCUGUUGUCCCAUUAAUACUCCUGAAUGAGGCAAGUAUUAACCUUCCUUAUUGAGUCUCUUUGACCGUCUGUCACUAACCCUUGCCCUGCUUGGGGCGGCCUUGUGAUAUUCUCCUUGUUAUUCAACUGAUUAACUCUUUAUUUCUGUUUCUUUACUGUUUUCUGGCUGGAACAACAUGAGGCCUUGUCUGUGCCGUACUGUGUCGUGUCCACAAGAGGCAUCUCCAGGAUGACACUUUCUACAAAACUUGUUCAUGUCCCGGGGCUAAGUUUGACUUGGUGGUGGCAUGAAUGUAAAGUGAAUGCCAAAGAGCAUUACCCAGACACAUAAGGCCUCUGCAAAUCUAUGCACACUUCUUCUGGGCCACAGAAGGAGCAUUACACAUGAAGGAGCCUUAGCUGAAUCUAGCUAAAGAGGACAGGGUGGGCUGUAAGGCAUGCCCUGCCUUUUGACAACCCUGUGGUCCUGACAUCCAUGAAACAGCGAAGCAAGCCUGGGAGGCAGCUUUUUAGGUGCUGGAAAUGGGCCCAGAAGUUUAUGAAAGGCAAAGCUUGAAAAUGGCAUCAUCUGCCUAG
This is a messenger RNA of Zootoca vivipara (common lizard), 6882 nucleotides long. The record is from RefSeq and is a predicted model, not a curated record. Lineage: Eukaryota; Metazoa; Chordata; Lepidosauria; Squamata; Lacertidae.